Molecule: messenger RNA, 1669 nt
Organism: Elgaria multicarinata webbii
Lineage: Eukaryota; Metazoa; Chordata; Lepidosauria; Squamata; Anguidae
Product: tubulin alpha-3 chain
Exons: 4
Coding region: 42-1418 (458 amino acids)
Biological process (GO): mitotic cell cycle; microtubule cytoskeleton organization
Cellular component (GO): microtubule; cytoplasm
Molecular function (GO): structural constituent of cytoskeleton; GTP binding
Source: RefSeq, a predicted model, not a curated record
CAGCUGUUUUGCUGAAAUCAUAGCAAGCGCACAGCACCAUCAUGAGGGAGUGCCUGUCAAUCCACAUUGGCCAAGCUGGAGUUCAAAUGGGCAAUGCCUGUUGGGAGCUCUACUGUCUGGAACAUGGAAUUCAGGCGGACGGAACCAUCCCCGGAAACCAGGCUGCCCAGAAGAUUCUGCCAGAAGCUGAGCAAGUGGAUUCCUCUUUUGAGACGUUCUUCUGUGAGACUGCAUCUGGGAAGCACGUACCCAGGGCCGUGUUCAUUGACUUGGAGCCUACUGUUAUUGAUGAGAUCCGCACAGGUGCCUACCACUCCCUCUUCCACCCUGAGCAGCUGAUCAGUGGCAAAGAAGAUGCUGCCAACAACUACGCCCGGGGCCACUACACCAUCGGGAAGGAAAUUAUUGACACGGUCCUUGGCAGGAUUCGCAAAAUGGCUGAUCAGUGUAGCGGCCUCCAAGGUUUCUUGGUCUUCCACAGUUUUGGUGGAGGUACAGGGUCAGGCUUCACUUCUCUUCUGAUGGAGCGACUCUCGGUCGAAUAUAGCAAAAAGUCGAAACUGGAGUUCUCAGUGUACCCUGCCCCACAGGUCUCCACUGCGGUGGUGGAGCCCUACAACUCCAUCCUGACCACUCACACCACUCUGGAGCACUCUGAUUGCUCCUUCAUGGUGGACAACGAGGCCAUCUAUGACAUCUGCAACCGCAACCUUGACAUCGAGCGUCCGACCUACACCAAUCUUAACCGACUGAUCGGGCAAAUUGUCUCCUCCGUAACAGCUUCCUUGAGGUUUAACGGUGCCUUGAAUGUUGACCUGAUAGAAUUCCAGACCAACUUGGUGCCUUAUCCCCGCAUCCACUUCCCCUUGACCACCUACGCCCCCAUCAUCUCGGCGGAGAAGGCCUACCACGAGCAGCUCUCGGUGCCGGAGAUCACCAACGCCUGCUUCGAAUUCUCCAACCAGAUGGUGAAAUGCGACCCUCGCCGAGGCAAAUACAUGGCUUGCUGCCUGCUUUACCGGGGGGACGUUGUGCCCAAAGAUGUCAACGCUGCUAUCGCAGCCAUUAAAACCAGGAGAUCCAUCCAGUUUGUGGACUGGUGCCCGACCGGCUUCAAGGUGGGCAUCAACUACCAGCCCCCCACGGUGGUGCCCGGGGGAGACCUGGCGAAGGUGCAGCGGGCCGUCUGCAUGCUGAGCAACACCACGGCCAUCGCGGAGGCCUGGGCCCGACUAGACCACAAGUUUGACCUGAUGUACGCCAAGCGGGCCUUUGUGCAUUGGUACGUUGGCGAGGGCAUGGAGGAGGGGGAGUUCUCCGAAGCCCGGGAGGACCUGGCUGCCCUGGAGAAGGAUUACGAAGAAGUUGGGCGGGAUUCCGCUGACGGGGAGGAAGAAGACGCUGAGGAAGAGUAUUAGAACCGGUGUUUUUCUGUGCCAAAUCUGCAUGUAACCAGGCCAAGGAGGGGAAGGCAAAACCAUACGGUUCUGUCAAUAGUAUUAAUUGUUUAACAUCAGGAUUCUGAUUUCAUUUUUAAAAACAAAACACUUUUAACAGACUUCUGUAGCGGAAGGACUCUUAACACGCUGUACUUUGCCUAGAAUGCACUCCCUGUCGCCUUCUUUAUCUUGACUUCCUGCCUUUUAGUAUUACACGAAGUAACGCUUGA